AUGAAGGGCAACAACGCCCUCACAAAAGAGCAACUAGGCCAAUCAAAAUUUGGUCAAAUUUCGGCCGAAAUUUUAAAAACGACCGAAAUUCGCCAUCUCGGCCUAGGGCGAGAAAAAUCACAAAACGAAAAUCAAAACGCUGGCCCAGGCGCCUUGGGUGGACUCAGUGAGCAAGUGGUUUCAAGAUUGCGUAGGAGUCUUGUGUUGCUCGCCUCAUUCCAUGGUCAUACCAAGUUAGGGGAAUACACAGGCAUAUGCAUCGAAACCUCACGUCCUGAUGCUACAAGUUUCCUGACAUCAAGACGUUUGAUUCCACUUACGUGGCCUACAAGGGAGAUCACUGAAAAUUUAACGAUUCAAGUACGCCUUCCGCAUGGUCGGAUUGUCAGUGGCUGGAUAGAGCAUCCUGGGAGAUAUGUUGAUUUUUUCAUCGUCAACGCCAAGGACUUGUCUGGUUCUGAUGCCGUGCCUAUAAGCCUUGACUGUGACAUGCAGUUUGAGCCUUAUAGGAAGGUAGCAGCUGUAUGGCGCGAUUUCAGUUCAGGAGUUUUAAGGGCCACAAGCGGAGUAGAUCUUGCCUCUCUAAGCGCUCUAACCAGUGAGACAAUGUUAAGCACAUGCCGGAUCAACAAGGCUGGAAUUGGAGGCCCCCUUGUUGAUUUUGAUGGUAACUUUGUUGGGAUGAACUGCUCUCGUACCAGAAUGAAAAAGACCCCCUACGUGCGAAGGGAGCAAAUUCUUCAAUUCUUGCGGUAUCACCGGAUGGUCUGUGUUAGAGCUAAGGAAGGGAUUGAUGAUGCUGAAGAAGCGGGAAUCGAAAGUGAGAUGAAACAACUAUUUUGCAGUAUUCCCUCUAUCCCAAAAUAAAUGUCUCAACUUUAUACUAACUUUAGUAUAAAAUUGUAUUAAAGUUGAGACACUUAUUUUUGGACGGAGGAAGUAGGACAUUCACCGUAAGUCCAGCAUAAGGCAGCCCCUGUACCCAAGAG
Messenger RNA from Triticum aestivum (bread wheat), 989 nucleotides. RefSeq lists its product as uncharacterized. NCBI's taxonomy places the organism in Eukaryota, Viridiplantae, Streptophyta, Magnoliopsida, Poales, Poaceae. The record is from RefSeq and is a predicted model, not a curated record. The transcript is spliced from 6 exons. The coding region runs from base 1 to 867 and encodes 288 amino acids.